ACAUGACCUAUAGCCCUUUGUACCGAUACUAUCUUGGUUAUUGCAACAAGGCUAUAAAAGCCAGGCAGGAUAUAUUUCCUCCUUAACAUUCUCAACCUUUUAAUCUCCAUUGUCAAUGCACUCGCUGCAGUUUUUUGUUGUUGCGAAUGUUGGAUUCGACAAAAUAGGCUCAUUGGCAAGCAGACGCAGUACAAUUACCGUGACCCGUCUUCAAUGGAUGACAGAAGAUUGCUUCGUUCGCUCCAAGUGGCGGUGAUCAUCCUGUGCUGGUUUGCUCCGAGCUACGAUUGUCAGAUCGCAACAAGCGAGCCCUAUGAUUGGGUGUUCGUGGCCAACUUGGACCCGCCUGCGAUUUUCAAAGCACCGGCAGACACCUUUGAGUUCACCGCUAUCCCUAACCUUGAAGAUGACCUCAGCCGGCCCGUUGCCAUUGAUUACGACCCUGUGGAUGGCAUGGUGUACUGGACAGAUGUCACACGUUCGACCAUCAGUCGUGCCUCCGUGGAUGGGACCGACGUGUUAGUGCUCGUGUCGGAUCUCCGUUCCCCUGUAGGACUUUGUCUUGACGUUGUGAAUCGCAAGAUGUACUGGACCGAUGAAGACAGUUAUCUGAUUGAGAAAGCUACCAUGGAUGGCCUUCAUCGAUCUGUGGUCAUCAACCUAAGCGCAUAUGAGGACCGUAAACCCAGAGCAAUUGUUGUUGAUACCAGAUCCAGUCACCUUUAUUGGACCAUCUGGGGCAGUGCACCGAUGAUUGAGCGAGCGGACGUCAACGGGGGGUCGCGCAAGGUCAUAGUCGACACCGAUCUGAACCUACCGAACGGCUUAGCUUUGGAUACGAGCAGUUCAGAUGGGAGAUUGUAUUGGUGUGACGCGAGGCUUGAACGGAUCGAGUCUGUCGAUUUAGACGGUGGGUCACGCCAAGUCCACGCCAAUAUCGAUGGCAUCGUUCCUUUCGAUAUUUGGUUCUACCGGGGCGACGUGUACUGGUCCGACUGGCGCUACUUGAAGCUCGUCCACAUGCAAUUCAGCCCUGUGAGGGCAGCCCUUAUUGGGUCCUUGAGCUUUCAAAAAGCAGGGGGGCUUCAUAUUCACAAAGACACUUCAUUGGAUCAUACUUGUGUGGAUUCAACACCUUGCGGAGGAGGCGAACGCUGCCGCCAGUUCCGGAGCAACCACCAGUGUGUGUGCAAAGACGGUCUGGCCGGAGUUUUUUGCCAGAAAGACAACCCAUGCUCGGACACAUCUUGUUUCAAUGGAGGGGUGUGCCUCCAGUCAUCGCGGAUGACAGGUGGCUUUUUCUGCCAGUGUAGUGAAAGAUACACAGGGACUUACUGUGAGAGAUUCGUGCACAUUUGCAGAAGUAAUCCGUGUUUGAAUGGUGGGAUAUGUGUGGACGAACAACCAUCAGAGAGUUUCCGAUGUGAGUGCACUGUUGGCUUCAUUGGCGAAACCUGUGACAGAAAAAGCAAUCCCUAUGAUUUGGCAUUUGUGGCCAACUUGGACCCCCCAGGGAUUUUCGUAGCCCCUACAGACACCUUCAAUUUCACCCUCAUCCCUGGCCUUGAAGAUGACCUCAGCCGGCCCGUUGCCAUUGACUACGACCCUGUGGAUGGCAUGGUGUACUGGACAGACGUCCAGCGCAAAAGCAUCAGUCGUGCCUUGUUGGAUGGAACCGGCGUCACAGUUCUUGUAACUGGUCUUCUGAUUCCAGAUGGUCUCGGCUUGGAUGUUGACAACCGUGUUAUGUAUUGGACUGAUGACGGCACUGAUCUGAUUGAGCGAGCUACCAUGGACGGGAAGGACAGAGCUGUGGUCAUUAACCUGAGGAAUGAGUCCAUCGACGAAGUGAAGCCUCGAGCAAUCGUCGUCGAUACCAUUCAUAACCACUUGUACUGGACUGACUGGGGCAGCUAUCCGAAGAUUGAACGGGCAAACACUGAUGGUUCAUCUCGUAUCGUUCUGGUGGAUACUGGACUACAACACCCGAACGGAGUUGCUCUGGAUUUCGACGGAGGACGGAUGUAUUGGUGCGAUGCUGCGUUGGACCUGAUCGAGUCAACCGACCUGCUGGGCGACGACCGGCGCGUUCACGCUGACCUAAACACCGACAAGAUCCAUCCAUUCGACAUCUGGUUCUACCGGGGAAGGGUUUACUGGACUGACUGGCGUUUCAAACGAAUCCUCCGUAUAGUUUUUGAGCCUAAGACUGAGGUUACUUUCUUCGGAUCGAUCAACUUCUUGAGAGCCGGGGGCUUGCACAUUUAUACAGACCAUUCGACAGGUCACGAAUGCAACGAUCCAGCGACAUGCCAAGAGGGGGAACGAUGUCGUCAAUACAAGACAACCCAUGAAUGCGUGUGUAAGGAUGGAUUGGCCGGCGCUGCCUGCGAACUAGACAACCUAUGUGCAUCAUCACCUUGCGAGAAUGGAGGGACAUGUUCCCGGUCGGCAAGCAGAGAUGAUGAUUUCUUCUGUCAGUGCCCCAACAGAUAUUCUGGAAAACGUUGUGAAACAUUUGUGCCCCCGUGCGAUAGUAGCCCCUGUAUGCACGCAGGGACUUGUCUUGACGAGCUUCCGGACAGCUUCCACUGUGAAUGCUCGCCCGGCUACGUCGGUACACAAUGUGAAGACGAAAGCAAACCCUACGACUUGGCAUUUGUGGCCAACCUCAGUCCUCCAGGGAUUUAUGUCGCCCCUACAGACACCUUCAACUUCACCCUCAUCCCUGACCUUGACGAUAAACUUGGAAGACCCGUUGCCAUUGACUACGAUCCCGUGGAUGGCACUGUGUACUGGACAGACGUCAGGCAGGGCACCAUCAGUCGGGCGUUCCUUGACGGGACAGGCGUUCUGAUUCUCGUCUCUGGUCUCAAAGGCCCGGACGGACUGAGUCUUGACUCAGAGAAUCGUGUGAUGUAUUGGACUGAUGGAGGAAGUGACCUGAUUGAGAAAGCUACCAUGGAUGGCCAAGAAAGAUCUGUCAUUCUCAACCUGACGGACCAUUCCGUUCAAGAAGUGCUUCCAAGAGCUAUCCUAGUGGAUUCUACACAUGGCCAUCUCUACUGGACUGAAUUAGGCAGCUCACCCAAGAUCGAACGAGCGAACACCGACGGAACAUCACGACAAGUUCUGGUUGACACUGGCUUGAAGUGGCCAAGUGGUCUGGCACUGGAUAUGGAGGGAGGACGGAUGUAUUGGUGCGAUGCCGGAUUGGACCAGAUCGAGUCAACCGACUUACUGGGCGACGACCGGAGCGUUCACGCUGAGCUAGCCACAAGCAAGAUCCAUCCAUUCGACAUCUGGUUCUACCGGGGAAGGGUGUACUGGACUGACUGGCGUUUCACACAAAUCCUCCGUAUGGACUUCCUCCCCGGUGAUGAGGUGCAUGGUUACGGGUCGGAAACCUUCGCCAGAGCUGGGGGCUUACACAUCCACAGUGACGGCUUUAGUGAUCACACCUGUCUGGAUUCGACGCCUUGCGGGGACGGCGAACGCUGUCGUCAGUUUCAGGGCCACCAUCAGUGUGUCUGUAAGGAUGGCUUAGCCGGAGCUAGCUGCAAGCUAGCUAAUCCUUGCGGGGCAUCCUCGUGCAGCCUUUCUGGGACAUGCUACCGGUCGGCUAGUGCCAAUGACGGCUAUUUCUGCCAGUGUCUGGACCGGUACUCCGGAACCGACUGCGAAAACUAUGAAAAACCGAAUCAACUGAACAUCCAACUGCCACCUCUCGGUGAAAAUGACAAAGUGGGCAAUGAUUCUUAAAAUGACCCGGUAAAGUUAACACUUUUCCCCGUACGGCUUUUGACAGUGAUGGAUUGACAUGAAGCAGUGUUGAAGCUAAUGAGACAUUCCUUUAAAACUAAAACUAUCAGAAACAGUUAUCCAAAUACACAGAUGAGCUUAAUGAUUUCACAGUCUUACGAGGCAUUUAAGCUGAAUGAGUUGGAGAGUUUUCUUUUAUAUGCUUGAAGCAUUAGUAAUGAGUGUUUGGAUUUGUUUUUACGUAGCUGGUAAGUGAAGUUAUAAGACUAUGAACGCUUUGAAAAGAAAAAAACUUAUUAACAUUAAUGCAGGCAAAGAAAUAUAGCCACAAAAUGUGCAAAUGUGUCUUUUUACAUCGCAAAUGAUCGAGUGAUUUGAUGAGGAGGUCUUAGUUGUUAUCUUUCCAUUUAGUCAAUAUUGCAUGGGACAAUAUUACAUAUUACAUAUUGCGACAAUAUAGCAUAUCACAUUGCGACAAUAUAAUGUUACAAAUUGCGACAAUAUAGCAUAUCACAUUGCGACAAUAUAAUGUUACAAAUUGCAAAUAUUACACAGAAUUUAAAAUAUGGUUUAAUUAAAUUGUUUUUGGAAAGACAGGAUAACGUAGGCCUAACCCACACUUUGUAGCUCUAGUCGGCCUACUGGUGCCCAGAAAUUCGGCAUUGUCGCAAAAUGUCGGUGGUUGAUGAUUGCAUACAGGCUUUAAUUAAGGUGACAAUGUACAACUCCAAAUUAAGCUUCUGCGUCUAGUGUUUGAUUAAAGUUUUGUCAAUUAAGGUAUCUAAAACCACGAGAACAUACACAGGUGAAAGCUUUGUACGGAUUAAUAUGUUGAAAAUGAAUAAGCUCAUAGUAUAGGUACGUUCGUGCUGUUGAAAUCAAUACCUAAACCUUACUGGCUGUGCAGCUGGAAUGUUUUUGUCGUAAGCCUAGGGCCUAUAUUUUAUAAAAUGUUAUGAUACAUACAUGUAUACACAGAAGUCCAGUAUAAACGAAGUCAACUGUAUGCAUGAAUUUAAUGUGAGUGAUGCUUUCAAAUUCUUGUGACGUAAUGUUAACCAUUUGUUGCAUAUGCGUAUUCACAUACAGCGCAGUGUACUACAAGAUUGCAUACCCGUACACUCGGGCUAAAAGGGCCCAGUGGCGAUCCAGUGGGGGGGGGGGGGGGGGCAACUCCUCCCCCACCCCGUCGGCAUUAUGGCGUCAUAAAAUAAUAACAAGUGUUUUUUCAGACGGUUUUAAGACGGUUCGGACGUCGAUACAGUUAAUUUCCCCGCCCCCUUUCCCCUCCCCGGCAUAAAAAAGCUGAAUACGCUACUAGCUAAGUAGAGCCUAAUUUGAAUGUAUGAAAAUCACCAUAAACACACCACGACACUUUUAGAUACACAGUUUGCAUGGUCGACAUUUUUUAAGUAGGAUUGGUUGUUGUUUUUUGGUGUUUUGUUGCUUCCUGCUGAAUGUGCUAAUAAAGGCGGUAAAGAUCAGUUGGAA
Molecule: messenger RNA, 5253 nt
Organism: Patiria miniata (bat star)
Lineage: Eukaryota; Metazoa; Echinodermata; Asteroidea; Valvatida; Asterinidae
Product: low-density lipoprotein receptor-related protein 4-like
Exons: 22
Coding region: 214-3762 (1182 amino acids)
Molecular function (GO): calcium ion binding
Source: RefSeq, a predicted model, not a curated record